Molecule: messenger RNA, 6984 nt
Organism: Amphiprion ocellaris (clown anemonefish)
Lineage: Eukaryota; Metazoa; Chordata; Actinopteri; Pomacentridae
Gene: bpnt2
Product: 3'(2'), 5'-bisphosphate nucleotidase 2
Exons: 8
Coding region: 479-1513 (344 amino acids)
Biological process (GO): phosphatidylinositol phosphate biosynthetic process
Cellular component (GO): endomembrane system
Molecular function (GO): 3'-nucleotidase activity
Source: RefSeq, a predicted model, not a curated record
GAGCUCGCGGCGGUGACCUCUGAGUACGUAGGGAGGAAAAUGACUGAACAGAGAUGUGAUUGUUCCGCUCCGCCGUCGACACCAGCGAACACUUGGCUCGUUUCACAGAGUUAACAGCGACGAGAAGGAGCCGCCGAGGUGUCCGAGGAACGGAAUGUCGUUACGGACAGCAGCCACGUUCCGCUACUCAGUGAAUUUCGUCAGACGGACUGCGGAGGAUGCUAAACGGCUAGCGGACUGGUGAUUUUUAGCCUGUGUAUUCCCGGGAUAAUUUGAUAGCGUCGUUUAAACCCGUUCGCCGCGUGACAGUCGUGUUCGUCUCAAAACUGUCCGGCAGGUGUGAAGCAGGAAGGUAUCGGGUUUUUACUGCUGCUCGGACAGCCACGUCAGCGAGCUAACAGCUCUCCGUCCUGGACGAAGACUGCGGACACUUUUUGCUCCAGGUUCGGUUCUUAAUUAACUCAAACCUCCAGCGGCCAUGGCUCCGAUGGGUAUCCGACUGUCCCCGCUCGGCGUGGCCGUGUUCUGCCUCCUUGGAGUCGGCGUCAUCUACCACCUGUAUGCCGGGGUCCUCUCCAGUCGUCUGGCUGCUUUCAGACAGAGGAGAAAGGUGGAUCUGAGAGACCUGCUGGCCGUCUCAGUGGAGGCUGCAAUCCUGGGUGGCAAGGAGGUAAAGAAGGUACGUGAGGAAAAUGGCCUUAAUGAGAAGACAAAGGGAAAGACGAGGGAAGGAGCCAGUGAACUUCUGACUACAGGUGACCUGCAGUCUCAUAGGAAGAUGUUUAACCUGCUGAAGAACACAUUCCCUGAAGUCAAGGUGUACAGCGAGGAGCACGACAACACGGUGGAUCAGACGCUAACCUGGAGCCGGGUCAUUCCAGGAGAAAUACUGGAGAGAAUCAACGAGGGGAAGGACGUUUCUCCUGAGAGACUCACUGUGUGGAUCGAUCCUCUGGACGCAACACAAGAAUAUACAGAGAAUCUGGUGAAAUAUGUGACCACUAUGGUGUGUGUGGCUCUUGAAGGUAAACCAGUUAUUGGGGUCAUACAUCAGCCGUUCACUGAUUUCACUGCCUGGGCGUUUGUAGGUCAGGGAUCAAACAUGCAUUCCCGCUCAUCCUACAGCGCCACUCCUUCCAAAGUGAUCGUCUCACGUUCCCACUCCGGACAAGUUAAAAAUUACAUCCGUGAGGCUUUUGGAAACAGCACAACGGUCAUAGAAGCAGGAGGAGCAGGGUACAAGGUGCUGUCGCUGUUGGAGAUGCCUCCAAGUGAAGCAGGCUCUGUAGACCAGGCAGAUCUCUACGUCCACAUCACCUUCAUUAAGAAGUGGGACAUCUGCGCUGGUGCAGCACUGCUGAACGCACAGGGAGGCCACAUGACGACUCUGAAGGGGGAGGACAUCGACUACAGUGAAACUGCUCUCAACAAAGGAGGACUGGUGGCCAGCGUGGGUGUGGAUCAUAAGGCCAUCGUGAAAAAACUGCCAGACUACGACCCUGAAAAGCACUGAAACGCACUAGCACAGAGCCAUUGGUAGUUUGGUCGGGUUGUAGACACGUGGUGGUUCUAGAACUAAUGGUGGGCGGUAAACGGCCUGCGUGAUUUCAGCGUUAGACACCAAACAUCUACCAACAGGUGGGCUGGAGUCACUGUUAGAGAUAAAAGCCACUGAGCAGGACUGUGGAACCAACACGGCUGCUGCUGGAAACUGGCACAAUGGCUCUGAACACACACUCCUCUACAUGCGUACAUCCUAGCAGCUCAGAGAAACGGUACAUCUUCCUCUCCUCGGACUCUCACAAACAAACAAACAAACACAAGCUCUAAUGUGAAACACUAAACCGAGGAGCACAAUGCUGAACGCUACAGCGAAACCCACGGAGCCAUAUCAGCCUUUAUCGUCUUAAGUCUUCAUCACAUGAUGUUCAGAUGAAUUCACAAGAAUCAGGAACACCGUGGAUCGCUUACAGAGACGGUCGAUUAACCAUCAGCAUGAAACAACCACCUAUCAUGAUUUAAGACUGCGUAGAAACUCAUCGGGACGACGAGUCUCUGUGGCCUGAACAGUGUCUGAAAUGGUACGGAGUUACUGGCCACUUUAAAAAAAAAAAAAACCUCUGUUGACCAACAGCAUUACAGCACAACAAUCCCAUGUCGCCCUGCAUUUGGAUAGAGAGGGAACAUUUUCCUCACAGAAAACAGCAGAAGAUCUUUUUGCCAGUUUUUUAACACAGUCCCACCUUCGUGAAUGGAAAAGCUUGUACUAAACAAAACUCAAAGAACAAAUUUAUACAGUACCGUUCAAGAGUUUGGGGUCACUUAGAAAUGUCCUUACAUAACAUUAAAUGAGUCAGAAAUACAGUCUAGAAAAGGGGCGUCAAACUCAUUUUAGUUCAGGUUCCACAUUCAACUCAGUUUGAUCUCCAGUGGUCCGGACCAGUAAAAUCACAGCAUAAUAACCUAUAAAUAACCACAACUCCUAAUUUUUCCUUUGUUUUAGCACAAAAAAGUACAUUCUGAAAAUGUUCACAUUUAAGUAAUUAUCUCUUUAAGAAACAUUAUGAACAACCUGAAAUUUCUGAAGAAAAAUAAUUUCAAUUUCAGCAGUUUUAUGCCUCAGUUUAUUAUGUACACAUUACAACUUAGAGAUCACAGUGUUUAUACAAAGGAACAAAAUAUUUAGUCACAGAUAUCUGGAACGGAACGAUGUAGCAUUUGACUUUAUGGUCAAAACGACAAAAGUAAAAAAAACAACACAAAAACAACAAAAACAAGACAAAAUAUUACAGAAGUGAGAACCAAAAUGCCAAAAAAUGAGACAAAACACAAAAUAAAACAGAAGAGAUAAAAAAUUAGAAAGUUACAAAGCGCCAAAAAAUGGACAAAUGACAAAAACAAGACAAAAGGGAGAAACAAAACAACAAAAAAAUUGACAAACACAAGCGAGACAAACACAAAACGACAAAAACACUACACAAAACAAUAAGGCGAAACACAAAAUGACAAAAAUAAGAUGAAAAACACAAGCGAGACAAAAAGGAAACACAAAACGACAAAAACGAGAAACAAAACCACAAAAAUCUGUCCAAAAACCAAGACAAAAUAUUACAAAAAUGAGACACAACAUGACAAAAGAACAGUAUUUUACUUCAUGAUCAAAACAACUUGUCAUGGUCUAGAAAUUAUUUUAAAUGUAUAGUUUUUAAAUGUACAAUCUGCAGUUAAUGUCUUGUGUCAUUUUUACACUUUACAAAGUCGUCCUGCGGGCCGGAUUGGACCCUCUGGAGGCCUGGUUUUGUUUGACACCCCUGGUCGAGACAUUGUUAAUGUGGUAAAUGACUCUUCUUUUGAAUGGAAUAUCUCCAUAGAGGUACAGAGGAACAUUUCCAGCAACCAUCUCUCCUGUGUUCUAAUGCUACAUUGUGUUAGCUAAUGGUGUUGAAAGGCUCAUUGAUGAUUAGAAAACCCUUGUGCAGUUAUGUUAGCACAUGGAUAAAAGUGUGAGUUUUCAUGGAAAAUAUGAAUUGGUGACCCCAAACUGUUGAACGGUAGUGGAACUAAACCCUUUAUUAGAUUAUGUGUAGAGUAACCGCUGUAGACGUCAUUCUGUUACUGUCUAAAUUAGUCCAACUCUGAUUUAUUUGCAGCUAAAAGUGAAGCCCAGAAGGCCCAGAUCAGCGUUACUAAGGUACUAGUGUAUGUAAAAUCUCCUGCAGCUAAACAGGAGAAAAACGCUGUUUGGUCACGCAUUAAGAAAAGAUUAAGAUUAUCGGUGAGAUUUCUGGAUGGUUCAACUUUUCUUUCAUGCUGUGACGGAUCGUUUUUCCUCACCUGUAACAAUUUAGCACAAUUUGAAUGAAUGAAUAGAAGGAAUGCUGUAGGGCGGGAGGUGGAACAGCAGCAAUCAGAACCCUGAGCGGAGGUUUAAUCAGCCAGAGUCAUUUAUAAUGUGAAGGGAUUGGAGUUGUCUUUUCCUUUUUAUUUAAAUUCCUCCUUAACGCCUCUCCAGCCGGGUACUUCACACAUCACCUCCUCUCCAGCACUAAUGUGUUACUCAGAAUUAUUAGUGAAUUCGUUUUGUUGAACCACACGAUAAAUAGGACAAUAGUCUGACCUCACCUCUGCUAAGAACAAUGUACAAAUGUCAGUCUCAUCCAGUAUGUACAGCCUCAUUUAGGACUUUAAAUCCGACCAUCAGAAGAAAGCUGUCUGAGUUUAUGUUCUCAAGAAUGACAAUAAGCUGAGAUGUAUGUGUUUCCAAACCAUUUCUGCACCCAGGUCGUAUUUGUUGGAUACUGAACUGAGUGUCCUUGCAUGGUUUUGUAUUUUGAUUAACCUUCGGUCGUCUAACUCCUCCCAUCCCAGUGAGAGCCCCGCCAGCUUGAUGAACCCGUCUAACUACUGUAGAUCUUUGUGUACCGUCUGCAAUAACUGUAUCAGCCUGUUUGAACCAACAGUUCGACGGCCAAUCAAGUUUACUUUUCGCUGUGAAUCGAUGGUGAAUCAUGAAAACAUCUCCUGCAAAACAUGAGCUCAUGCCGGCGACCUGUUUCAUGUUGGGUUUGUCUUGGUGCCCUUUGUGUUGUUAACUUUGUUUAGGUAAAAGCUAAUGUUGUUAGCGUACGUUCUGCCACUGACUCAUGAGCCCAGACGGAUAAUAAUGACCUAGAGAAGCUGUUAGCGGGUUACAGGCCCUGGAGAGAGUUUCAUUGACAUUAGAAACAGAAAACUGCAUUCAGUCAGGCAGAGCUGUUAUCCUGGGAAUGCUAUUAGUUAGCCUGGGAAUGGUAGUGACCAUCCUCCAGAUGCUUGGGACUAGCCUAAGAAUGCUGGUUGUAAGCUUUGGAACUCCAGUUGCUAGCCCAGGAAUGCCAGUUAUUAGCUGAAGAAAGCUAGUCUAUCAACCAGCCUAGGUUAGGAAUUGUAGUUUCUAGGCUAGGAAUGCUAUUUUGUGGUCCAUAAACUUUGGUUGCUAGCCUAGGAAUGCCAAUUGCUAGCACUGGAAUGCUAGUUGCCAGAAUGGAAAUGCUAGUGACCAGCCUAGGAAUGCAUAUUAUGAGUCUGGGAGUGGUUGUGGUUACCAUCAGGAUUCCAGUGACUAACCUUGGAAUGCUAGCUGAUAGCUUAGGAAUACUAGUUGUCAGCCUGAGGAGGUCGGACCUUCAUGAGCUAAAAUUUUUUAUUUUUUUUAAUUUCAGUGCCUUUGAUCUGCUUUAUAAACAGAUGUUGCUAUGGUAAUGAUGGCCAAUAUGUUCAGGGUAAUUCUGCAAUCGAGAUGUGAUGGCAUUACAGUGCCCUCGUCCUUUUACUCAUCUGUUUGUAUCCUGUAUGAAACGUAGUCUGAGUGAGAGAUUAAAGGGGAAUCUCAACAAUUUGACACAUCAGAGUCUGUUCAGAGAUGUUGGGCUGUCAUAUUUUGUACGUUGAAAAUGUUUUGUGAAACUCCGCGGGGGUACAGAGGGAGACGUCUAAAUGUUGUCUUAAGAUUCCUCGCCCAAAUCUCCAUCCAAACUGCUGCUGGACCAGGUUUUGAUGAGAAUACUGUCCAAUAAUGCCAUUGUGGUUCAAUGCUAAAUCAAUAGAGUACUUUUAAUGUGUAGGUGUGAAUCUAAAGGGGACAGAUUUGCUCUACUCACCUCAAAACUGUUGUUUCAAAGUGUAUUAAUGUGAAGUUUCUGCAUGCGUUGAGCACAUAGGGGCAUAGUGGAACCAAUAUGGUGACCUGAGUAAUUCACAACUUCCUGUCAGUUUUUGAUAAGUUUAGAUCAGGGGUGUCAAGCAACUCCAAAUUAUUCACUUUGUUUUAGUGCAAAAAAGUCCAUUCUAACAAUGUUCACAUUUAAUGGGCUAUCUUCUUAAAAAACAUUAUGAACAAACUAAGAUUUCUUAAGAAAAAUAAGUGAAAUUUCAACAAUAUUAACCCUCAGUUUAUCAUUUGUGCAUCACAACUUACAGAUCAGUGUCUACAAAGGCACAAAACAUUUAGUCUGGAACUGAACAAUAUAAUAUUUUAUGACUUUAAAUUCCCAUUUAUGUCCACGUCUGUGCAGUAAUCCUGACACACCACACCAGACAAACUAAAGUGGGAACUAUUAAGGAAACGGUGACGUUAUCCGUCUGCCUUUUAAAUGUAGAAAAAUUAUACAUAAAUAAUACUUAAACAUUGCGUCAGUGUCAACAAACCAAGUGAAAUAUUCAUUUUCACCUCUGUAAUUUUUUUAUACGUUACAAAGUCGACCUAUGAGCCGGAUUGGACCAGUUUUUGGCAUGCGGGCCUUAUGUUUGACACCCCUGGUUGAGAUACAAUAAUCAGAGUGUAAAAUGUUGACGGAAUCUCAUUGAAGGUUUUUGUAGUGACAGUUAUUGGAAAUUAUGUUGACUAGAAUCCUCAAAUUCAUCAUUCAGCUGAAAAACAUUUGGAAAAAAGGGGAUUUUUCUACCAAUCACAAGUAGAUGUUCUGCAUGGUUACCUGACUUUUAGAGAACUCAUUACAUCCCCAUCUGGACCUCUCAGGCAAGAAAAAGGUUUAAGGGAUCCUCAUGUUUUUCCCAAUAAAGUAAAACUUAAAGUAGUAAGAAUGGAUGAAACUAAAUACAUUUUGAAUCAACUGAAGUGGAAACAAAUGCUGCAGCUUCUGUGAAAGUUUUUAAUACUGUGUCUGUCCUAUUUUAAAUGUGGAGAGUUGUGAUGCUGUAAUGAUCUAAACGGAGAUAAAAAGCAGCUGUGUGGUUAAACUGAACCACUUGAUCUGCCUCUAACCAGCAUGUGAGGGCAAUAAGGACGGCAGUAUCGGAGAAACUAGUACCUGGACUGAAGAAGAAACUCCCUGUGUGCUUUAGGAUGUGUCAUAGAGAGGUGACGUGCUUUUAAAAGGCUGAGGGCUGUUCUGAUGAUCAGGUUGGUGUACAGCUGCUCUGUGAGUCGUUCAUCCUGCUUCUGUUAUGAAUUUCCAAUAAAACAUCAGUGUGCAUGAUGGUUCA